Salvia miltiorrhiza (redroot sage) is the source of this 2746-nucleotide messenger RNA. RefSeq names its product protein TIC 100. The transcript has 11 exons. Lineage: Eukaryota; Viridiplantae; Streptophyta; Magnoliopsida; Lamiales; Lamiaceae. Gene Ontology annotation, cellular component: cytosol. The record is from RefSeq and is a predicted model, not a curated record. Bases 132 to 2588 code for a protein of 818 amino acids.
ACAGGCCGGUACAAGCACACGCUGCAGUGAAUUCACAGACAAAAACUUAAACCCCCGUCAAUUUUCACUACCUUAUCUUCUUCCCUCCUCUCUGCAUUUCUCUGUCUCUCUCUCACACACGCCCAUCAACAAUGGCGAGCACCGAAGCUCAAAACGACUUCGAAACCCCAAAAAACGACUCCGAUUCCGACUCCGAGCCCGCCCCCAUUGAGCCCUCCGCCACCUCCUCCUCCUCCGAUUCCGACUCCGACUCCGACGACGAGCCCCUGAGCUACGUCCGGCCUGACGGCACGAUUCAGCAAAUAGAAGAUGGUUCCGAUGCCGAGAACACCCCCGAGGUGAACACCCGCCGCUUCGCCAGAAUUCUGAACUCAAAGCGGCUGCGGCGGGAGGAAGAGGAGGAGGAGGAGGACGCCGAGUACCCGGAGGACCAAUUCGACUUCCCGCCAGACCCGGAGAACUGGAAGGAGGAGGAUUUGAAGGAGCUAUGGGCGGAUGCCCCGAUUGAGAUGACCAAACCCGGUUGGGACCCGAAUUGGGUGGACGACGACGAGGUGGAGGUGAUAAGCGAGGAGAUUAAGGCCGGCCGCGACCCCCCCAUUGCGCCCUUUUAUGUGCCCUAUAGGAAGUACUAUCCCGUGAUUCCGGAUAAUCAUUACGAUAUAUCCAACCCCAAGGCGGUCAUUGAGGAGCUGGAUAGGAUUGAGGAGUUUUUGAUUUGGGUUAGCUUCAUUUUCGAGGAUGGGAGCUCGUAUGAAGGUACUGUCUGGGAUGAUAUGGCCCAUGGCAAAGGUGUCUAUGUUGCUGAGCAAGGCCUAGUCAGAUAUGAAGGAGAAUGGCUCCAAAACCAAAUGGAAGGUCAUGGAGUGGUUGAAGUGGAGAUUCCCCAAAUGGAGCCUAUUCCUGGUUCCAAGCUUGAAGCUAAGAUGAGAGCUGAAGGGAAAAUCAUAUCAAGAGAUUUCAUGUCACCAGAAGAUAGAGAAUGGUUGGAGAUGGAUAUUGAAGAUAGUUUGCGUUUAGCUAAUGGGGAGUACGAAAUUCCCUUCUACGAAAACGAUGAGUGGAUCCGGCAAUUUGGACAGAAGCCGGAGAAAGGUAGAUACCGAUACGCUGGUGAAUGGAAACAUGGGAGGAUGCAUGGUUGUGGUGUAUAUGAAGUUAAUGAGCGAACAACCUGGGGUCGAUUCUAUUUUGGCGAACUUUUGCAUGAAGAGCAUGGGUGUGAUGAAGAAAUAUCGGCGCUCCAUUCAGGAAUAGCAGAGGUUGCAGCUGCUAAGGCCCGUAUGUUCGUCAACAAGCCCGAUGGAAUGGUCAGAGAAGAUAGAGGUCCUUAUUCUGAUCCCCAACAUCCCUAUUUAUACGAGGAAGAGGAUGUAUGGAUGGCACCAGGCUUCAUCAAUCAGUUUUACGAGGUUCCAGAUUACUGGAAAAUGUAUGUCCAUGAAGUUGACCAGGAGAGGGAGUUGUGGUUGAACUCGUUUUAUAAAGCUCCGCUUCGCCUACCCAUGCCUUCUGAACUCGAGUAUUGGUGGUCGAAUUAUGAAGAACCAGAAUUUGUGCUGAUUAAUAAAGAACCCGAACCUGAUCCUGAAGAUCCGUCACAACUGAUCUACAAUGAGGAUCCCGUGAUUCUGCAUACUCCUACUGGCCGGAUUAUAGACUACGUGGAUGACGAGGAGCACGGAAUCAGAUUAUUUUGGCAGCCUGCUGCUAAAAAGGAGGGCGAAGAACCCGACCCCGAUGAGGCUGAGUUUCUUCCACUCGGCUUUGAUGAAUUUUACGGACGCGAAGUCAGUGCUCCAGAGGAUAGCUGGCUGAUACGCCUCGUCAAAUCCAUGGAAAAUAAAGGGACGUCGAUGUUGGGUGGAUUGGAGAAAUGGGCCGAAGAGAAGAAGAAAGCCAGAGAGGCUAAGCUGGAACUGUUGAAGAAAGAAAUGGAGCUGAUGGAUGCUGAAAUGGAUUUGAAAGAAGCCAUUGAAGAUUUGGAUGAGGAGCUCAAGAUGUUGCAGCAAGAGGAGGAGAAUAAAAUGGAAGAGGAGGAAGAAGAACUGGUCGAGGAGGAGAAAGGGACUUUGAUUUCUGAAACAACAACUCAACAAGUGGACCAAACGCCUCCAGUAGCUGAGGAUGAAAAUGAAGAUGAAGAUGAUGACGAUGAUGAUGCUACGGGUUCUAGCUUUGGAUCAGUCCAAGGCCAGAGCUCCACAAAUAAAGACGACAAGGGUAACAGAUUUGGAAAAUCUACAUUUGCAGCAUCUUCUCUUGCCUUUGGUAACCAUAGUCUUGUUUCCUUGGUGCCAAAAAACUUGCAGAACCAGUUCUCGAGGUGGAAAGAGGGGAGGUUCCAGAAGCGUGCCGCUAAUCUGCAUCAACAAGAUCAAUAUGAGGUGCUGAACUCGUCGAGUGUUAGAUUUCCCCUCAGUGGGAAAAGCUUGAAAAUGAGAUGCACGGGGCAGCCAACGAAUCAUGUGAGACAUGCCUCCAAGCGAAGCUUGAGAAAUCGGGCGAAGACGAAAGCUUCGAAGGAGGUAGGAUCUGCUGUGGAGUUGAACAUAUUGUCAUUCCAUACACCACUACCUCUUACAUGACUAGUGAGACUGCGAGUCCCUGUGCCCAUUUUUGUAAUGUCAAAUUAAAUGAGUUGUGUUUCUUCUCAGCUUCAUACUCCCCUCCCAAGUUGUGAAGACAUACAUUUUGUAAUAACUCUUGAAUAAUUCCAUUAUUUUGAUUAAAUUUAUGUUUUUUU